Molecule: messenger RNA, 5645 nt
Organism: Acanthochromis polyacanthus (spiny chromis)
Lineage: Eukaryota; Metazoa; Chordata; Actinopteri; Pomacentridae
Gene: plvapa
Product: plasmalemma vesicle associated protein a
Exons: 8
Coding region: 3391-5385 (664 amino acids)
Biological process (GO): regulation of vascular permeability; positive regulation of cellular extravasation
Cellular component (GO): caveola
Source: RefSeq, a predicted model, not a curated record
AUCUUCUUCAAACUCUGGUUUAUGCCUAGAAAGUGGGGUCUGAAAAUGAAGAUCAUGCCCAUAUCAGAAAAAGUAGAUUUUGUUAGUUAUAUAGAGAGCUGCACAGUAGCCCAGUGGUGUUGCCUUGCAGCUACAAGAUCCUGGUUCUCAUUGCGGCCUCAGCCUGGGAUCUUUCUGCAUGGAGUUUGCAUGUUCUCCCUGUGCAUGUGUGGGUUUUCUCUGGGUACUCCGGCUUCCUCCCCCCGUCCAAAAACAUGCUGAGGUUAACUGGUGAUUCUAAAUUGUCUGUAGGUGUGAAUGUGAGAGUGAUUGUUCGUCCGUAUAUGUAGCCCUGCGACAGACUGGUGACCUGUCCUGCCUUCACUUUUAGUCAGCUGGGAUAGGCUCCAGCCCCCUGCGACCCUAGUGAGGAUUGAGCGGUGUGUAGAUAAUGGAUGGAUAUUAUGUAGAGCUGUUUUCGUGCUCCAGAACUCUGUUCUACUUGGAUUAGGAUGUGUAGCAAUAUUUUAGCCUUGUGGUACAGCUGGUCCUACCAGCUCAAGUCAUGAGUCAGAUAAAUGAAUAUAACCUUUAAAUUUUAGUGAGCAAGUAUUCUCUACAUGCUUAUUUUGUACUUUGUGACAUGCAGCUGCAUCAAUGUGUCCUCAAAGAUGAAACAACUUCUUUUUUUCAUCAAUAAUCUCACCAAUAACCAGAAAGUACUACUUGUGCAGCUGAAAACACACCUAAGACCAAUCUACCUCUAUGACACAAUACUCUAGGGGCCAUGUGACUACAGAUACAGUUUUAAUACAGGUGUUAGCUGUAACCUGGGAGUGUAGCAGGUAAUGUGAUGAAGUUAACCUACCCUGACAGCAGCUGUUUAGACCAUCCUGUGAAAAUUAAACCACAAUGUGUUCUGAAAAAUAUUAAAAUCCUUAAUGUCUGCAUCGAGUAAAGAAUAGGCCUACACACAAGCUCUAUUAAAGUAAAAUGAACACAGGUAUGUUUUACUUGUCCUGUAACACCGUCCUUUGGUAGAAUUAAAUGUGUGUGUUACAGGUUGGACUAGGGGGCACUCCCAUUAGGCCAAAUCACCCACUGGAUGAUAGAAAGUAAGGGAAAUGUCGUCUGGACCACAUUUGUUUCAGUUGCAGUGAACACCAGGAAUAAAGGCUUUAGGGCUGAGAGACGCAACAUUUCUGGCUUAGUCUGUUUAAGUGAUGCAUUUCUGUCAUUCAGACUUGAGUCACUUUUAACAUUCCUCAUGGCUUCAUUCAGACACACUUGACAGUGACGGAGUCUUUAACUCCAUCACAGCUGUCAGGACUUUCUUAUUUUGCUGUUUGCAAAAGUCUAUUCUGUUCUAUUUUCUGAAAGGCUGUUUUGAACCUCAGUGCAGUGACUCUGACUCCUCCUAACUUCUAAACCCUAAAAUGAGCAAAGAGUUGGAGCAGAGGCAGCUCAUGCUAAUGUCUCUGUGCCGUGGUCUGUCCUUUGGAGGAACCCACUUAUCACUCAAAUCAGCCUUGCUCUAAACUAUGCACAACUUUAAGUGUCAAUGCAAUUUAAAAGUGUGAGUUACAUGAAAAUGUACCCCAUUGUGCAAUUGUCAUUCAUAGGAAAGUUAGCUAUAGAGACCAACACUGUUGUUUGUAUGAGAAUGUAAACUCUUUUCUUAAAGUUGAGGGGGUCUGUGGGGACUGCCUCACAGCUGGAGCUUACCACUGGCCAUUUGAGGAGUGACCAAAGGUUACCGCUGUCUGCAGUAGUAGCUGAACUGUGCAUGUCUGGAAGGGGAUGUAUCAUUUUUACACCACCACAUUCUCACAUUUGGAUUUCUGUAAUUUAAAGAAAGAUCUAAAUCUGUGUACGGCCUUACUUGCUUUGUGUUUUUUUACAGCAGUGUUUCUUUGUUUUCUAGGGUUAUCUGGGGUUACCAACAGCAGUGAGUGUAAAUAAUUGAACGAUUGUACUCUACAGAAGGCGUACACACAUUUGUAUGCACCACCAUGAUGCUCUUUGUCUGUAGCAGCAGGUUAGACGUCAUGCGCACCUCCGCUUUACCUCUUUUACUUGACGGCACUCUUUAUUGUAACCGUGCUCUCUGAAAAUGUGAUGUAUAUCUGAAGCACUCAGAAUGUUACAGUGUUGCUCAUCACUGACCAAAUGUUGUGUCUUUGUUCGUCUGGCUGUGUGUUGCUAAAAGAUCUCUAAGUUUGUUGUAGUCGGUAGAGCGUAAUUAACCAGUCAGGGCUGUAAUUUGAAACCUUUCUUUGGGGUUGCGCAUGCCUGUUUGGGAUGGUAGUUGAAAGUAUGAAUUGUGUUUUGUUUCAAAUCAGAAAACUAGAAACAAGCUGCAGGUUUACAGAAUUCAGUAAAGAAAAAGAAGAAGCUGUGUGAAGAUAACAAUACGGGUCUCAUAUUGUACUUUUUUUCAGCUAAUUAAUUAAAGUCUCCAGAAUAUAUCUUUCACUUUUUCCACUCAAAGUACUGCAAAUGUGAUUCAUUUCCCCAUGACUGUAUUGACCUUGUAAACUUCUAGACAUAAUUGAUGGCUGAAAUUUGGCAGACAAGCGCACAGCAGCCAUCUGACAUCACAGGUAGCCUCACAGCCUCCUAGCUACUCUCUACAGACCACAGGAGCCUUCUAAAAAUGCUAAAAAUUAAGAAAAACACACUCGCGAGUAGGUUUUAGGGGUCUAAAAUUACUAGAAAUGUUAUAAAUGUUGACCCAAAGACCACUCUGUCCUAUUCUAAACAAAAUUGUAUGAUAACCUGCAAAGUUGGAGACUUCUGGCGGUAUCAUAUAGAUAGAUAUGAGCUGCUAAAGUAUGGACCCCACAAAAAGUGACCAAUUUUGGUGAGGCCAAAAGGCAAUGUGGCACAGGUGGUAGAGAUCUAUAAAUUUGUAUAAAAUAUCUUCCAUCAUGCUCCUGCAAGCCUACAAAAUCCCAGUGUGGCUUAUUUCCUCCUUCAUGGUCAACCAUACACUUGAAGUGAACCCCUAUAACCUGCUUGCGAACCUAUGUUUUCCCUUAUAUGAACUGAAUGAUGGUGGAAUGGUGUGGCACAGGUGGUAGAGAUCUGUAACCCUGAAUAAAUUAUCUUCUAUCAUGCUGCUAGAAGCCUGCAAAAUUCCAGUUUGGUUUCUCUCCUGCUUCAUGGUUAACCAUACAAUUAAGUGGACCCAUAUAAACAGCUUGUGAAUCUAUGUUUGCAUUAUAUGAAUUGAAUUUUGUUGAUAUAUCUUUUUUUUCUUUUGCAGAAAACUGAGCUGAAGAUAGAGUAAAAGUCCUGUCCAUAUGAUGGUGUUGGUGCCUGACAUGUUGUAUAACUGUGGUGUAGCGCUACACUACAGUUAUACAGUUUAGGGGGAAGAAGACUAUCUCUGCAUCUGUGAUUGACAGCAUGAAGCAAACGGCUCUUGUUGUCAGCCUGGUGCUCUUUCUGAUCUACGGUAAGACGCAGGACUCGGCGUCCACGUCCCGAAUCCAGGACCUGGAGGAGAGCUUCAGCCGGCUGUCCAUAGAGAACGUAGCUCUCAGGAAGCAGAGGACCAACCUGACCAACUUCCUCAACGCCACCCUGACGGAGAAGGCUCGCAAUGACUUCGACCUGGCCAAGCUGCGAUACAUCUCCAACAUGUCGGUCCUGUUCUUCCAAGACUACGAGAGGAAGUUGCAACAGUGCAAUGGCGAUUUGCUGUCUUGCAGGAUCAAAUGUCCUUCACUUAUUACCCAAUCAAUGCCGGCAAUUCCAGGCGGUUGUAACUGUGGGCUGCUGGUUGAGCGGCUGGAAGCCAAAAGGCAGCUUGUGGAGUCCAAUUUUACCCAAACAGUGCAGAGGAUGAGGAUGGAAAUGGACCAGAUUUCUAAAGACAGAGACAACCUGAACCUGGAGACCAUCCGUCUGAGGAGGGACAAAUCCACACAAGAGAAGGAGCUGCAGUUCCACAGGCAGACAUCCAAAGAGGAGUUCUCCCUGUCAUUGAACUCGGUUCUGAAUGUCUCCAGAGCUUUCUUGGUGAAGAUCGACUCUCUCUUCCCCGCACACCUCAGCUUCCAGCUCACCUGCCCAAAGCAGCAGGAACACCUUGAGCAGAUCCGCUCCAACUGCACCAGUCUGUCCAGGGAGGUGGAGGACAAGCUGCAGCGUUACCUGAACGUGGUGGGAGCCCAGGUGUCGGGCAUUCAGGCUGAGAACAUUCGCUUGAAGGCAGAAAACUGGCGACUGUCUGAGGACUACCGCUGGUGCAGCCAGAACCGCACGGGCCUGAUCGAGCAGAACAGGCAGAACUUGAACAAGCUUCAGCAGAAACAUGAUGAGGACAAGGAGAGAAUCCUGAUGGAGAAGUUGAAGAUGACCGGAGAUAUAGUUGUGCUGCAAAAACAACUUCAAUAUAAGAGCAAAGAGGUUGAUCACCUUGCAGAGCAACUCAAGCAGCUCAACAUCUCCUGCAUGGCUAAGGCAGGGUUUGGUGGAUAUUCAGGAGGUAUGGGCUUUCGGCAGAACACGCCGAACCAAUUCGGCACUGGUGGAUCCAGCUCUUCUUCAUCCAGCUCUUCUUCAUUCAGCUCUUCGUCAUCCAGCUCUUCCAGUUUGGGUCAGAUUGGUAGGACAGGGUCAAAUGGGUUCAGUUCAAACUAUGGCUCAUCUGGGUCAUCAUUGAACAAGCCUGUAUCCAGUGGAUCAUCCUCUUCAGGUUCAUCCUACUCUUCUGCUGGGUCCAGUCCAAGCCUGAGCUCAUCUGGAUCUGGAUAUAAUAAGCCUGGAUCGACUGGAGGAGGACUCUCAAGCUUUGGAUCAGCGGCAUCCAGUCCAAAUCUUAGCUCAGGUGGGUUUGGUUUAGAUAAACCAGCACAGAAUACAAGAAGCUCAUCAGCAUAUGGGUCAUCCUCUGGGUCAUCCUCUGGGUCAUCCUCUGGGUCAACAGGGUCAAGUUCAAGCUUUGGCUCAAAUAAGCCAACAUCGAAUGAAAAAACCUCCUCAAGCUUUGGGUUUGGGUCAACAUCUCGGUCAAGUGGCUCAAGUGGGUCAACUGGGUCAACUGGAUCAAGUGGGUCAUCCUGGUCAAGUGGGUCAUCUGGAUCAACUAGGUCAACCGGGUCAAGUGGGUCAGCUGGGUCAUCUGGGUCAACUGGAUCAUCAAGCAAAAGUGGGUCGAGCAGCUCUGGAUUUAAUUGGUUUGGGAUGGGGACCUCUAACUCAGGACAAAGUAAAACAGGAAGUGUACCAGGGAGAGGAACAUCCAGUGGUGGAAGUGGAUCUUCAAUUGGAGCAGGAAGGACGACUGGUCUGGCAAGUGGCCCAGUCAGCGUAUCUCAGCACCUUCAAGAGCUGCAACGCCUGAUCAACCCUGCCGGCCCACAGGAGAAACAAGAUCUCUCCAGAAUGCUGGGUUAAUCCAACCCUGUUUUAUGUUCCAUUGCAUUUAUCACACGUCUCAUACUGAUUUCACACAUUGUCCAUUAAUAAAUGUACUUUAUAAUAUGCACUGGUUAUGACAGUUAAUGUUUUAAUGUGUAUGCAUUGAAGUGAUUUGAAUAACUUUGGCACUUUUGAAUGUAAAAUGUGAAUUCUGUGUCUCAUGCAUGCAUGAAUAAUGGCCUGCGUUUGUUUUUUACAUUGUAAAUACAUAAAAUAAAAGCUUUGUUUGAAGUGAA